Molecule: messenger RNA, 1453 nt
Organism: Daktulosphaira vitifoliae (grape phylloxera)
Lineage: Eukaryota; Metazoa; Arthropoda; Insecta; Hemiptera; Phylloxeridae
Product: serum response factor-binding protein 1-like
Exons: 3
Coding region: 137-1363 (408 amino acids)
Biological process (GO): maturation of SSU-rRNA
Cellular component (GO): nucleus; 90S preribosome
Source: RefSeq, a predicted model, not a curated record
UUACAACCAGGAUAUUUUAAAUUACUUGUAUGCAUUCAUAUAAAAUUUCAAUAGUUUAUUUAGCGUUCUUUUACACUAUCUUAAAAUUAUAGCAUAAAAUAGCUAUUUAUUCUGUCCUUAUUUGAUCCUAGUUAUAAUGGAAUCACUAACAAAAUUCUCUCUGAAUAACCAGAUAGUGUUAAUGAGGCACAUAGUUCGCAAAUCCAGAGUACACUUAAUACAUAAAUUAACAAGAGAAUCUAAAAAGCUAAAGGGGAAAAAAGGUACAGACGAACAAAUUGAUAAAAAUAAAAAAAAAUCUGAAAGAUUGGUAAAUGAAAUACUAUAUAUCAAGAAAUUAAAUGAUGAUGAAGUUUCAAAAUAUGCAUUACUAAAUGAAACACCCGUUGCUGAUAUUUUAAACAAUGUUGAAACUACAUUAGAACAUAGAGCUUUAGCUAGAUUAUCAGGACAUAAAUUUAUUGACAAUUCAAUAAAAAUAUUUAGGGACAAAUAUUUAGAUUGGAAAUCAACAUUAAGGGAUUUACUAAAUGAUUUGGGAGCAAGACAUAAAUUAAAAAAGAAACCUAAUCAGAAAAGUAAGAAUAGUAAUAAUGUAACAAGAGAAAAUUGUGUAAACAAAAAAGAAGAAAAGACUAUUAUUCAUGAUGUUUGUAAUAAAAUUAACAAUUUAGAAGAAAAUGAAGUGAAUACAGAUACAAUAAAAAAACUUACUAAUAGUUUAAUAAAAGAAGAUAAAAUAACUGAAAAAGUAGAAUCAACUGAAACAUGUACUGAUAGUAUUGUUUCUGAUAAUUUAAGCAAAAUAAGUAGUAAUAGUGAUAGUGACUGUGCUCGAGGUGAUGAUAACCAACAAUCAAACAAAAGUAAAACUAAUACAUCUGUUGUAAGUAAUUUAGAUUUGCUGGUAGAAGUACCUAGAUCAAUUAUAAAAAAUAGUAAUAAAAAUGUUCAAAUUAAUAAAGCUAAUAAAAGGAAAACCAAUUUUGAAACAAAUAAACAUAUUGUACCUGAAAAGAAAAGGAAUAUUGAAGAAAUUGAACCUGUUUGUCAAUCGGUAGAUUCAUUUUUUAUGACAACUGAUGAUAAGGAAUACAAAUCAGUGUAUAAACCACCUCCUUUGAAAGAAAAAAGUUUUGAUGAACCUUCAAAAGUAGAAUAUAAGAUUUCAGCCAAAGAAGUCUUCAUUAAAGGCAAAAAAAUAGUAGUUAAUAAACAAAAUGCAUUUGCUAAUAGAAGAGAAAGAAGAAAUCCAGUAGAUCAUAUAGAAAAUGUGUUACAUCCUUCUUGGGAAGCUAAGCGCAAACAAAAGUCUCUAGCCAAGUUCGAAGGGAAAAAAAUUGUAUUUGAUGACCAAGAUUAAUAAUGUAUAUAAAAUAUUUAUUUUAUGAAAAUUUAUAAAUGUUAAUCUUACAAAAUAAAGUAAAAAUAAAUAGGAAAAAUCAUUUUGUUA